UCUUGGAGAAACAGCCCACAGACAUGAACUAUCUCCUUUCCUGGCUUGUACUGGUUGUGGCCUCCCAUCCACUGCUGGCACACCCCAUUACAAAAUCUGCUGAGAUACCUUACCCAGAACUUGUAUCAAUGGAGGACAGAGGAGUCGGGCGUCUGGAUGAAAUCUCGCUCCUGGAGAGAGAUCCGCAGGAUGUUGCUGGACUCCAAUACUCUGCUCUAAUAUCUGGGGAGAUCAACAGAGAUGGUGUCAGAACUACAGGCCUGUUUCCGAAAGGGCUGAAAAGCAAGGUAUUACUGGAGAAACUGCAAAACCCUUUCAGUCACAUGCUGGGUAUCCACAAGCAGUUCAGAAAAAGAGGAGAAAAUUCAGAAUGUUUCUGGAAGUACUGUAUCUAA
Molecule: messenger RNA, 395 nt
Organism: Doryrhamphus excisus (bluestripe pipefish)
Lineage: Eukaryota; Metazoa; Chordata; Actinopteri; Syngnathiformes; Syngnathidae
Product: urotensin-2-like
Biological process (GO): blood vessel diameter maintenance; regulation of blood pressure
Cellular component (GO): extracellular region
Molecular function (GO): hormone activity
Source: RefSeq, a predicted model, not a curated record